AUGCGCACGAACUCCAUCAGCAAGUUCGUCAGGGACAUGAGGCAACCGAAGUCCGUCUCCUGCGAAAUCCGGCAGCGGGAAGAGCCUGCUAUUGAGGCGCAGGAACUGCAGGACGCACAUGUACAGCUUCUUUCUCAGCAUGGACGAUUCCAGCGGAAGCACAUGGAGCAUCUUGAGCACGUCGUCGAAGAGGCGCUCCCGGAGUUCCUCGCACCAGCUGUUGGCGAUGUGGUUCAGCGCAAGCGCCUGCACGUGUUCGACGGUGCUGUGCAAAUCUUCCAGCGUAGUGUUUAUCGCCAUGCGCCGCAGGUCCUUCAAGUCCCCGAGUAA
Molecule: messenger RNA, 330 nt
Organism: Babesia ovata
Lineage: Eukaryota; Apicomplexa; Aconoidasida; Piroplasmida; Babesiidae
Product: family transcriptional regulator, putative
Exons: 2
Coding region: 1-330 (109 amino acids)
Source: RefSeq, a predicted model, not a curated record